Molecule: messenger RNA, 2506 nt
Organism: Puma concolor (puma)
Lineage: Eukaryota; Metazoa; Chordata; Mammalia; Carnivora; Felidae
Source: RefSeq, a predicted model, not a curated record
AUGGAGAAGAUGGGGGUCAGCGUGCUGGUGGGAGCUCCCAAGGCCAACACCAGCCAGCCGGGAGUGCUGCAGGGUGGUGCCGUCUACCUCUGUCCCUGGGGCACCAGCCCGGUACACUGCACCCCCAUUGAAUUUGACAGUAAAGGCUCUCGACUCCUGGAGUCAUUACUGCCCAGCCCAGAGGGAGAGGAGCCUGUGGAGUACAAGUCCUUGCAGUGGUUUGGAGCGACGGUUCGAGCCCACGGCUCCUCCAUUUUGGCCUGUGCUCCUCUAUAUAGCUGGCGCACAGAGAAGGAGCCGCUGAAUGAUCCCGUGGGCACCUGCUACCUCUCCACGGACAAUUUCACCCGAAUUCUGGAGUAUGCACCUUGCCGCUCAGAUUUCAGCUGGGCCGCAGGACAGGGUUACUGCCAAGGGGGCUUCAGUGCUGAGUUCACCAAGACUGGGCGCGUGGUCCUGGGUGGACCAGGGAGCUACUUCUGGCAAGGCCAGAUCCUGUCGGCCACCCAAGAACAGAUUGCCGAAUCCUAUUACCCCGAGUACCUGAUCAACCUGGUUCAGGGGCAGCUGCAGACCCGCCAGGCCAGUUCCAUCUACGAUGACAGCUACCUGGGAUACUCUGUGGCUGUGGGUGAAUUCAGUGGUGAUGACACAGAAGACUUUGUCGCUGGCGUGCCCAAAGGGAACCUCACUUAUGGUUAUGUCACCAUCCUCAAUGGCUCAGACAUCCGAUCCCUCUACAACUUCUCAGGGGAACAGAUGGCGUCCUACUUCGGCUAUGCAGUGGCUGCCACAGACGUCAACGGGGACGGGCUGGACGACUUGCUGGUGGGGGCACCUCUGCUCAUGGAACGGACAGCUGAUGGGCGGCCUCAGGAAGUGGGCAAGGUCUACAUCUACCUGCAGAACCUGGCUGGCAUGGAGCCCACCCCCACCCUCACCCUCACUGGCCAUGAUGAGUUUGGCCGAUUUGGCAGCUCCUUGACGCCCCUGGGGGACCUGGACCAGGAUGGCUACAAUGGUAAGCGCCAGAGGCCCCAGGAGCUGAGGAGGAGUCUGGAGCCUGAGUCAGAAGGGAACGAGUCAGAAUUCCGAGACAAGCUCUCCCCGAUUCAUAUCGCCCUUAACUUCUCCCUGGACCCCCAAGCCCCUGUGGACAGCCAUGGCCUCCGGCCAGUCUUACAUUACCAGAGCAAGAGCCGCAUCGAGGACAAGGCUCAGAUCUUGCUGGACUGUGGAGAAGACAAUAUCUGUGUGCCAGACCUACAGCUGGAAGUGUUUGGGGAGCAGAACCACGUGUACCUGGGUGACAAGAACUCCCUGAACCUAACUUUCCACGCCCAGAACGUGGGUGAGGGCGGCGCCUAUGAGGCCGAGCUUCGGGUCACAGCCCCUCCAGAGGCUGAGUACUCAGGACUCGUCAGAAACCCAGGGAACUUCUCCAGCCUGAGCUGUGACUACUUUGCCGUGAACCAGAGCCGCCUGCUGGUGUGUGACCUGGGAAACCCCAUGAAGGCAGGAGCCAGUAUCUGGGGGGGGCUGCGGUUCACAGUCCCUCAUCUCCGGGACACAAAGAAAACCAUCCAGUUUGACUUCCAGAUUCUCAGCAAGAAUCUCAACAACUCCCAAAGCGAAGUGGUUUCCUUCAGGCUCUCAGUGGAGGCUCAGGCCCAGGUCUCCCUUAACGGUGUCUCCAAACCCGAGGCAGUGCUAUUCCCAGUGAGCGACUGGCAUCCCCGAGACCAGCCUCAGGAGGAGGGAGAUGUGGGUCCUGCUGUCCACCACGUCUAUGAGCUCAUCAACUUGGGCCCCAGCUCCAUUAGCCGGGGUGUGCUGGAACUCAGCUGUCCCCAGGCUCUGGAAGGUCAGCAACUUCUCUACAUGACCAGGGUUACAGGACUUGGUAACUGCACCACCAGUCACCCCCCCAACUCACAGGGCCUGGAGUUGGAUCCUGAGGGUUCCCAGCACCACCUGCUACAGAGACGGGAAGCUCCAGGCCGGAGCCCUGCCUCCUCAGGACCUCAGAUCUUGAAAUGCCCCGAGGCAGAGUGUUUUAGGCUGCGUUGUGAGCUCGGGCCACUGCACCGGCAAGAGAGCCGAAGUCUGCAACUGCAUUUUCGAGUGUGGGCCAAGACCUUCCUGCAACGGGAGCACCAGCCGUUCAGCCUGCAGUGUGAAGCCGUGUAUGAAGCCCUGAAGAUGCCUUACCGAAUCCUGCCUCAGCAGCUUCCCCGAAAGGAACUUCAGGUGGCCACGGCGGUGCAGUGGACCAAGGCAGAAGGCAGCCACGGUGUCCCACUGUGGAUCAUUAUCCUAGCCAUCCUCAUUGGCCUCCUGCUCCUAGGUCUGCUCAUCUACAUCCUCUACAAGCUCGGAUUCUUCAAACACUCCCUCCCAUACGGCACUGCCAUGGAAAAAGCUCAACUCAAGCCACCAGCCACCUCUGAUGCCUGACUCCUCCCAGUCCCAGACUCCCAAGCCUCAAGGCCCAGUCCCCCCACCC